UGUAACAAUAUUCUACUGUAUCCUUAUUGGUCAGAUCAUUUCAGUGCAUUUAUAAUGUCGCUCACUCCUCACCCGGCCACCGCCGCCACUCCACCGCUUCACACCUCCCACCUCCUCCGCCGCACCACCAUUAACCGCGCAUUCGCCAUAAUCUACGCUUCCGCCAUCUUGGCUUUGCUCUACUACCACCUCCUCACCCUCCGCCAUUCCACCACAUUCAUCUCCUCCGCCACCACCGUCAUUCUCUUGGUCGCCGACAUCGUCCUUGCCUUCAUGUGGACAACCACCACCUCCUUCAGACUCUUCCCCACCGGCCGGAAAGUUUUUCCCGAGAAUCUUGGGAAGUUUAUUGAGAAAAAAGAUUUUCCGGCGUUAGACAUAUUCAUCUGCACGGCAGAUCCCUACAAGGAGCCGCCAAUGAAUGUGGUGAAUACGGCGUUGUCUUUGAUGGCUUAUGAUUAUCCGCCGGAGAAGAUCUCUGUGUAUGUUUCCGAUGACGGUGGCUCGGAGCUUACACUUUUUGCUUUCUUUGAAGCUGCAAAGUUUGCAAAGAUUUGGUUGCCGUUUUGUAGGGAUAAUAACAUCACCGACAGAUGCCCGGAGGCUUUUUUCCGAUCAAAUGGCAUUACAUUUUCCGACGGCGCCAAGAUCAAGUCAAUGUAUGAGAAAAUGAGAAUAAAAGUCGAAAGCGUAGUCGAAAGAGGAAACAUAAAUCCUGAGUAUAUCACAAAUGAAGACGAACAAAUAGUUUUCAACAAAUGGAGCAAAGGGUUCAGUCGUCAUGAACAUCCAGCAGUUAUUCAGGUUUUGUUAGAAAGUAGACAAGAUAGAGACAUUGAAGAGCAUCCAAUGCCAAAUCUUAUAUAUGUUUCAAGGGAAAAAAAUAAGGCCUCACCACACAACUUUAAGGCUGGUGCCCUUAAUACCUUGCUUCGUGUAUCGGCUAUAAUGACAAAUGCACCUAUAGUCCUAACUCAAGAUUGUGACAUGUACUCAAAUGAUCCAAAAACGCCUCAACAAAUGUUAUGUUUUUAUGCCGAUGAAUCAAUCCGACACAAUUUAGGGUAUAUUCAAUUCCCACAACGGUUUCAUGGUAUAAAUAAAGCGGACAUUUACAGUAGCGAAUAUAAACGUCUUUAUGUGAUAAAUCCCGGGGGUAUGGAUGGUCUUAAAGGCCCGUGCUAUGUUGGGAGUGGUUGCUUUUUUGUUCGCCGUGUGUUUUUCGGCGGGCCAUCAUCACCCGAAUUGCCCGAAGUACGUGAACUUUGGCCCGAUCAUGUCGUUAAAAAGCCCAUUAAAAGCCAAGAAAUUCUUGAUUUGGCCCAUGGAGUUGCAGGCUCAAAUUACGAAAAUAAUUCCUCUUGGGGUUCGAAGAUGGGUUUUAGAUAUGGGUCAUUAUCUGAAGAUUUUUUUACGGGUCUUCAUCAGCAUUGUAGAGGAUGGAAGUCAUUAUUCUUCCAUCCCAGAAGGCCCGCCUUUUUAGGUGAUCUACCAAUCACACUAUUCGAUGCACUAACUCAAAACAGAAGGUGGUGCAUCGGUCUGCUAGAGGUUGUAUUUUCAAAAUACAAUCCGUUAACGUUCGGUAGUCGCUUCAUGGGCCCUUUAAUGGGCCUUGCUUAUGCACACAAUGCGUUUUGGCCUAUUUGGUCAAUUCCAAUCUAUAUAUACUCUUUCCUCCCUCAACUAGCACUCCUUAAUCGUGUAUCUGUCUUCCCAAAGGUUACAGAUUACUGGUUUCUUUUGUAUGUUUUUUUGUUUCUUGGGGCCAACAUUCAAGACUCUCUUGAUUUUAUGUUGGCCCAGGGUACAUUCCAACAAUGGUGGAAUGACCAACGAAUGUGGUUCAUACGAGGUCUCUCAUCGUAUAUAUUUGGGUUCAUUGAAUUCUCCAUUAAACGUUUGGGUAUUGCUUCAAAAGGGUUUCAUGUGACAAACAAAGUGGUUGACAAUGAACAAAGCAAGAGAUACGACAAUGGGGUUUUUGAAUUUAGUGUCCCCUCACCAAUGUUUGUGCCUUUAGCAACGGUUGCAAUCGUAAAUUUGGUUGCGUUUGUGUUUGGCAUUUUGCAAAUUUUAAAAGGAGGAAACGUUAAUGGACUUUUUGGGCAAAUGUUUCUAGCUUGUUUUGGGCUUGUGAAUUCUUGGCCCAUUUAUAAAGCUAUGGUAUGGAGGACUGAUAAUGGGAGAAUGCAUAGAAGUAUAAACGUAACUUCUACAUUGUUUGGACUCACAUUGUAUAUGCUGGUUAGGCUUGUACCAAAUGCGUAACACGCAUUAGUCACUUGUACUUUUAAUGUUCUUGUGCAAUUCAGAUGUAUACUUCAUGUAUUAGGACAACAGGACUUAUUACAUGUGAUGAGUUUUUUUAUAGUAUAUGAAUUGUUGUUGUGUACG
Messenger RNA from Lactuca virosa, 2397 nucleotides. The record is from the annotation of a GenBank genome assembly. Lineage: Eukaryota; Viridiplantae; Streptophyta; Magnoliopsida; Asterales; Asteraceae.